Nothoprocta perdicaria is the source of this 917-nucleotide messenger RNA. RefSeq names its product cysteine and glycine rich protein 1 (gene CSRP1). Gene Ontology annotation, biological process: sarcomere organization; muscle tissue development. Lineage: Eukaryota; Metazoa; Chordata; Aves; Tinamiformes; Tinamidae. The record is from RefSeq and is a predicted model, not a curated record. The transcript is spliced from 5 exons. Gene Ontology annotation, cellular component: nucleus; Z disc; cytoplasm. Bases 2 to 574 code for a protein of 190 amino acids. Gene Ontology annotation, molecular function: actinin binding; structural constituent of muscle.
GAUGCCGAACUGGGGUGGAGGGAAGAAAUGYGGCGUGUGCCAGAAGGCCGUGUACUUCGCCGAGGAGGUGCAAUGUGAAGGCAACAGCUUCCACAAGUCCUGCUUCUUGUGCAUGGUCUGUAAGAAGAACUUGGACAGCACCACUGUUGCUGUGCAUGGAGAAGAGAUCUACUGCAAGUCCUGCUAUGGCAAGAAGUACGGUCCCAAGGGCUAUGGAUACGGACAGGGAGCAGGGACCCUGAGCACGGACAAGGGCGAGUCCCUGGGAAUCAGAUAUGAAGAGGGCCAGCCACACCGACCCACCAACUUCUCUGGAAUGACCCAGAAAGUAGGAGGCUCUGACGGGUGCCCUCGCUGUGGUCAAGCUGUGUAUGCAGCUGAGAAGGUGAUUGGAGCUGGAAAGUCCUGGCACAAGUCCUGCUUCCGUUGUGCCAAGUGUGGCAAGAGCCUGGAAUCCACCACGCUCGCAGACAAAGAUGGGGAGAUCUACUGCAAAGGCUGCUACGCCAAGAACUUCGGGCCCAAGGGCUUUGGCUUUGGGCAGGGCGCUGGGGCGCUCAUCCACUCGCAGUGAGGCAGCCCGGGCCCGGCACUCUGCGCGCUCUGGCUUGUCCGGACCAGCCGUUGCUGCCUGACCCUUUGUGCACUCGCAGUGACACCCUUAUAGUAAUCAAUAACCGCCUGCUGCUUCACAGCACGAGUUCAUUCCUCUCUGACCCGACCCAGCGCUCUCUGAAGCCAUGGGGGUCCUUCCAUYGGCCUCGGCAGGCCCUGGUGGUAUAAAUACAGACAGGGAACACAGCUCACACCUCCAAAAAUGUUCUGCUCCACGUUGUGCGUGAAGGUGCCUCAUCCUGCCGGGAUGUGUAUCCAGCCAUGCAGUGCUGCGUCACAGAGCAAGUAAUAAACGUCAAAGC